UAACUCUCACGAUUCUGUCCAUUGAUGACAAAAUUGAUUAACUGACUGACUCUCUGAUUAAACAACAACUUCUCUCGCAGGUCAUCCUCCUGGUGAAGCAACGCGUGUCCUUCAUGUCCCCGAUGAAGCUGGCCAUCAUGCCCCACCUCCUGAAGGAACUCGAUUUCACAGUCCCCAUUGAGCCUGCCACGCUGACGUUCAGUAUGGCCAAGCCUACGCUGAAGCCCCGCUGGCAAAGCCUCUAUUAUCCGCUGACCGGUCAAGUCUGGGCUUCGAUCCUGGCCAUGAUGAUUAUCAUGCCCGUCGUUUUCAUCGUGAUCACCAAUAUCGGAAAUACCCGCGAGAACAAGGGUCUCCCUGGAAGGAUCAUCCUGGAAAUGACUGGAACUCUCCUUGGUCAGAACUUCACCAGCGAACCGUCCACGACGAAUUCGGCGAGGCUUCUGGUGGGCUUUUGGGUGGUGUUCGCCUUCAUCAUGGGCACGGCCUACAGGGGAAACCUAACCGCUUUCUUGACCAUACCCAAAUACCCGCCCAGGGCAGAGAACCUCCCGCAGCUGCUAGCGAAGAACGCCAAGUAUGAGAACCUUUUCUUAUUUACGACUUUUGCUGGCAGUUAUGCUAUAUUCGAAGGUGCUACAUCUAUAGCACCGUGUAGUUAUAAGCGAAUGCCUCCAGACGCCGUUGACUUCUACAACGGCUUCAAGCAGUCGCCCUCCAGCGAAUUUCGAACUCUCAGCGAAAGGGUGACCUUCGUAGACUCCUUCUGGGAAGGCCUGCAAAUGGCCGAGGCUUCCAAUUCAGCCUACAUGUACGAGCGACGCUUCAUGGAGCUGAUGAUAGCCCGUCACUUUACACCCCUCCAGUCAUCCAGCCGCCUUUACGUUGCGCGCCAAAACGUGUGGCCCGGUUAUUCGGCUUGGCCCAUCAUACGGGACGCCCCUUUCAAGCCUGUCAUUGACCGAUGCAUCCAGGCUUUUAAUGAGGCUGGCUUGAUCGAGAAAUGGGGUGACAUGGUCGUCGAGGAUGCUCGCCGAAUCAGCCGACAGAAGAAGCGUUUUCAGCAGCAACAGCAGGAAGAAGAAACUCGGGCGGGAGACGACGAGGAAAUUGAAGAAAAAGAAGAAGAGGAAGAAGCGAAGAGCGACCAACGCACAGAAGCAAGUCAGGCUUUGACCAUCGUCCACAUGCAAGGUCCGCUGUUCUUGCUGUUGCUGGGGCUCGAGGUUGCUGGCUCUGUGUUCGCUGUGGAGGUGAUGCUGCACGCUUGCUUCGUGCAGCGCUAAACUGGAAGACGAAGAAAUGUGGAUAAAAUCAACGGAUGCAGUCGCUCAGAAACACGUUAUAUUUCCUCGAGAAGCAAAUUAAGUAAAUAAAUGACCAUGAAAUCAUUGAAUCGUGACUGUCGUCGAUUUGGAUAAAGUAUAUAGGUAU
Macrobrachium nipponense is the source of this 1434-nucleotide messenger RNA. RefSeq names its product ionotropic receptor 93a-like. Gene Ontology annotation, molecular function: ligand-gated monoatomic ion channel activity. Lineage: Eukaryota; Metazoa; Arthropoda; Malacostraca; Decapoda; Palaemonidae. The transcript is spliced from 5 exons. Bases 114 to 1286 code for a protein of 390 amino acids. Gene Ontology annotation, cellular component: membrane. The record is from RefSeq and is a predicted model, not a curated record.